CUUCAGUCAUUCAACAUCAGUUCACUGAAGAAUUUUUACAAUCAUGAAGGCUUUCAUCGUUUUGGUUGCUUUGGCUUUGGCCGCCCCCGCUUUCGGUCGCACCAUGGAUCGUUGCUCUUUGGCCCGCGAGAUGUCCGACAUGGGUGUUCCCCGUGACCAGUUGGCUCGCUGGACCUGCAUUGCUGACCACGAGAGCAACUACCGCACUGGCGUGGUUGGCCCUGAGAACUCCGACGGCUCCCACGACUAUGGAAUCUUCCAGAUCAACAACUUGUACUGGUGCCAGCCUGAUACCGGUCGCUUCUCCUACAACGAGUGCUCCCUCAGCUGCAACGCUCUGUUGACCGAUGACAUCACCAACUCUGUCCGUUGCGCUCAGAAGAUCCUUGGACAACAAGGCUGGUCUGCCUGGGCUACCUGGAAGUACUGCGACGGCUCUCUGCCCUCCAUCGAUAGCUGCUUCUAAGCAUUUUUUCCUGAGUUCCUGAAUAAAUAAAUUUCUUAAUGCAAAAAUA
Drosophila albomicans is the source of this 515-nucleotide messenger RNA. Its product is annotated as lysozyme D-like. The coding region runs from base 44 to 466 and encodes 140 amino acids. Gene Ontology annotation, molecular function: lysozyme activity. The record is from RefSeq and is a predicted model, not a curated record. The transcript has a single exon. Lineage: Eukaryota; Metazoa; Arthropoda; Insecta; Diptera; Drosophilidae.